UCGGCAAUAGCAGCAAUGUUUAUCUUUGCCUACGCUUUCAUCUUUCUCAUGUGUAUGAUUGGCAAUAUGCUGGUGUGUGUCAUUGUACUAAAGAAUCGACAAAUGCGCACUGUGACCAACAUGUUCAUUCUAAACCUAGCCAUAAGCGACUUACUAGUCGGGCUCUUCUGCAUGCCAACUACAUUGGUGGACAACCUCAUCACUGGAUGGCCUUUUGACAACUUCAUGUGCAAGAUGAGUGGUCUCGUACAAGGAAUGUCUGUUUCAGCAUCUGUAUUUACUCUUGUGGCCAUUGCAGUGGAAAGGUUUCGCUGUAUUGUCUACCCAUUCCGACAGAAGCUGACUCUAAGAAAAGCUAUAGUCACAAUUAUUGUCAUAUGGGUUUUAGCGCUCAUCAUAAUGUGCCCAUCAGCAGUAACUCUGACAGUGACCAAGGAUGAUUAUCACUUCAUGGUAGAUGAUUACAAUAAUUUUUAUCCUCUCUACUCCUGUUGGGAAGCAUGGCCAGAAAAGGAAAUGCGAAAGAUUUACACAACAGUCUUGUUUUCGCAUAUCUAUCUUGCUCCUCUGACCUUGAUUGUCAUCAUGUAUGCUCGCAUUGCUUUCAAGCUCUUUAAAUCAUCUGCCACCAUUCGAGGAUCCAUGUCUGAAGAACCUGAAGGUCGUAGAGUAUCCAAGAGGAAAGUAAGAGUUAUCAACAUGUUGUUUAUUGUAGCACUGUUCUUUACAAUUUCUUGGUUGCCGCUUUGGACCUUAAUGCUGCUCACAGAUUAUGGGAAUCUCAACGACCAUCAGCUCAACCUAAUUGCUGUAUAUAUAUUCCCCUUUGCUCAUUGGUUGGCCUUCUUCAACAGUAGCAUCAAUCCCAUCAUUUAUGGUUACUUUAAUGAGAACUUCCGCCAAGGAUUUCAAGAAGCUUUUAAAGUUCAGUUUUGCUCAAUAAACAAAGAGCACAAGGAAACCUAUUCGGAAAGGAAGAACAGUGGGUUUAUGUUUGGCGUAAGAAACAGGAUUUUUGUUGAAGUGCAACCCAGUGACUCAGCUCAAGGCUCAGACUCAUGCAACAGUACCACAGCAAAGGGUGGUACAGGUAUGUUCUCUUUAAGAAGUGGGAGGAUAGCCCACCAUGGUAUGGUUGUUGAAGAACUAGACAAUAAAAGCUCCAAUAACACGGUCAGCAUACCCGCAUGGGAUAUAUAA
Molecule: messenger RNA, 1200 nt
Organism: Bufo bufo (common toad)
Lineage: Eukaryota; Metazoa; Chordata; Amphibia; Anura; Bufonidae
Gene: NPFFR1
Product: neuropeptide FF receptor 1
Exons: 3
Coding region: 16-1200 (394 amino acids)
Biological process (GO): G protein-coupled receptor signaling pathway
Cellular component (GO): membrane
Molecular function (GO): neuropeptide receptor activity; peptide binding
Source: RefSeq, a predicted model, not a curated record